ACCCUUCCACGCUCCGGCAUCAACCACAUUGCUCCAUACGACCGAGCACCGCCGCCCAAGGAACAAGAUGGUAAGUUCCUAGUCAUCACGACUCUAAUGGCCACAGCUCGUGAGUCGAUUGUGCGAAAGCGCAGUUACUCUCCACAGUGUCGCUCGCGACCCGUUGGAAUUCCGCCUGCGUGCCGCUCGCGGCCCAGGUGAAGACUUGGCUGGAGACGCGACGAUGUGCUGAAAUAUGCCACGCCGUGUUCUCAUUAGAGUUCAAAGAAGACCACUUGGCUUGAGCAACUCGCUGAUGUCUUCUUUUCUCAAUGACAGCCCCCCAAAUCCGGAAAGAAGGUGGCUCCGGCCCCUUUCCCUCAGGGAAAGGCUGGCUCGAAGAAGGCUCCCAAGAACCCUCUCAUCGAGAAGCGCCCGCGAAACUUCGGUAUCGGUCAGGACAUCCAGCCCAAGCGCAACCUUUCGCGCAUGGUUAAGUGGCCCGAGUAUGUCCGCCUCCAGCGCCAGAAGAAGAUCCUGCAGAUGCGCCUGAAGGUUCCCCCUUCCCUGGCCCAGUUCCAGCAUGUCCUCGACCGCAACACUGCCGCCCAGGCCUUCAAGCUUCUCAACAAGUACCGCCCCGAGACCAAGACCGAGAAGAAGGAGCGCCUUCUGAAGGAGGCUACCGCCAUUAAGGAGGGCAAGAAGAAGGAGGACGUCAGCAAGAAGCCGUACACCGUCAAGUACGGCCUGAACCACGUCGUUGGCCUCAUUGAGAACAAGAAGGCCUCGCUGGUCCUGAUCCCCAACGACGUCGACCCCAUUGAGCUGGUUGUCUUCCUGCCUUCUCUGUGCAAGAAGAUGGGUGUUCCCUAUGCCAUCGUCAAGGGCAAGGCUCGUCUGGGUACUGUUGUCCAUAAGAAGACUGCCGCUGUCCUGGCCGUUACCGAGGUCCGCUCCGAGGACAAGAACGAGCUGUCCAAGCUGGUUUCCGCCGUCAAGGAGGGCUUCAUGGACAAGCACGAGCAGGCUCGGAGACAGUGGGGUGGUGGCAUCAUGGGCGCCAAGGCCCAGAUGCGCACGCUCAAGAAGCAGAAGGCUCUGGAGGCUGCCACCAAGAUUUAAGCUGUCUAAUAUCCAUCCUUGAUGCAUUGGGGUUUCGGGUUUCACGGUGUUGCAGGUUUCAGGGCAUGAAAAAUGAAUUGAGAUUUUUAGCGACAACCUGUGUUUGCCGCUUCCUAUGCACGCAUGACUCGCACCCCCAAAUGACUCUGUUCCUGAACAAUGGACAAACAUUGAGAGCUCUGCAUGCACCGUGAUGAGUAUGUGUAACCUGCACUCAUGACUGAGUAUUGGGAGGUCAAGUCGUUGAGACGCUCGAACCGCUCUGGCAACAUAUCCCAACCCAGGCUGCUGCAUUAGCAGUGAAUGAUCAGCCGCUGUUCGGUGCAGCUUUUAAGACGGGUGGUUGCUGGGAACAUUUUGAAGCUGCCUCUCCGCGUGUGCAACCGUUACAAACUCCCAGGCAAUGCACACUUGCCCUAAAGAGAGACCUUGCGGCGUGAAAGAGAAGUGCC
Purpureocillium takamizusanense is the source of this 1556-nucleotide messenger RNA. It is a transcript of the gene rpl8, whose product is annotated as 60S ribosomal protein L8, variant 2. The coding region runs from base 469 to 1104 and encodes 211 amino acids. Gene Ontology annotation, biological process: ribosome biogenesis. The transcript has 3 exons. Gene Ontology annotation, cellular component: ribonucleoprotein complex. Lineage: Eukaryota; Fungi; Ascomycota; Sordariomycetes; Hypocreales; Ophiocordycipitaceae. The record is from RefSeq and is a predicted model, not a curated record.